Raphanus sativus (radish) is the source of this 737-nucleotide messenger RNA. RefSeq lists its product as uncharacterized. Bases 124 to 567 code for a protein of 147 amino acids. The transcript is spliced from 4 exons. NCBI's taxonomy places the organism in Eukaryota, Viridiplantae, Streptophyta, Magnoliopsida, Brassicales, Brassicaceae. Gene Ontology annotation, cellular component: COPI vesicle coat. The record is from RefSeq and is a predicted model, not a curated record. Gene Ontology annotation, biological process: retrograde vesicle-mediated transport, Golgi to endoplasmic reticulum; intracellular protein transport; intra-Golgi vesicle-mediated transport.
UAGCUCGUGUUCGUCGUCGUGUACACCAAAGGUAAAGAGAGAUCAAAUCAAAGAGAAGCGAAUGGUUUGAGAGGUUAGAUAAUAAGUAGAAGAAGGAGAUAGAGACGAAGAGACAGAUCAAUCAUGAUCCUUGCGGUGUUGUUCGCUAAUUCCGUAGGGAACGUUUUAAUCGAAAGGUUCAAUGGAGUUCCAGCUGAGGAACGGCUCACCUGGCGAUCUUUCUUGGUUAAGUUGGGAGCAGAGAAUCUCAAAGGUGUUAAGAACGAGGAGCUUCUCGUUGCUUGCCACAAGUCGGUUUAUAUCGUGUACACAAUGCUAGGGGAUGUUAGCAUCUUCCUUGUUGGUAAAGACGAGUACGAUGAACUUGCUUUGGCAGAAGCCAUCUUUAUCAUAACAGGGGCUGUGAAAGACAUAUGCGGGAAACCUCCUACAGAGCGAGUGUUUCUGGACAAAUACGGAAGGAUUUGUUUGUGUCUUGAUGAAAUCGUUUGGAACGGACUUCUCGAGAACACCGACAAAGAUAGGAUCAAGCGUCUCAUUAGAUUGAAACCUCCUUCUGAGUUUUGAUUCCCUCUCUCCAACUCCAAACCACACACCCUUGCAAUAUGUUUUUUCAACACUUAUCAAUCUGAAUCACUUCUCUCUAUCAAGUAUUGUACUGUUAACUACUGCUGUUCUUCGUUCAGACAUUGGAAGCAAUUUUAGUGUGGCAAUGUUUAUUGAAAUCUUAGCUUCAA